GCCACAUUAUCUGCCAAACAUGUUGAUGAGAGAACUGAGAUCAGAGACAAUGCAGCCAUGAAAGUUAAAAACACCAAAGUGUCAUCGACUAAUACAAAGUCCAGAUUCGGGCCAUUAAGUGGCGUGAAGUCCCAUGCUCACAAACCAACAAAUGGCAAGACAUGUAAAAUUAAACAGGAAAUGAAAUCUGGACACGUCAAUGGUGUAUUGUUCUCGGUACAUUUAACAUCUCAGGAUAAUGAUGCCAGCGAUGAAUCCACAACAGAAAGUUCUUUCUUCUCAUCUGGUUCCCAAAUGUGCCGUCGUAUCUAUAGCGAUAGCUGGAGUAUUCCAUCGAGAACAGUGUCGGAGUCUGAGGGAAAAUCCUCAAUUUCAUGUUAUCCCCCCUCUUCAGUCAAUGAAACUAG
Lymnaea stagnalis (great pond snail) is the source of this 407-nucleotide messenger RNA. The record is from the annotation of a GenBank genome assembly. Lineage: Eukaryota; Metazoa; Mollusca; Gastropoda; Lymnaeidae.